This is a messenger RNA of Dentiscutata heterogama, 473 nucleotides long. NCBI's taxonomy places the organism in Eukaryota, Fungi, Glomeromycota, Glomeromycetes, Diversisporales, Gigasporaceae. The record is from the annotation of a GenBank genome assembly.
GUUUACGGGGUGCUGUGGCGUUUGCAUUAGCAUCUGGUCUCAAAGGACCCAAUGCUAACGCUAUGAGCACAACUAUUUUAGUAGUAGUGGUACUUAGUGUUAUCGUAUUUGGUGGUACAACAAGUAGAAUGUUAGAAAUUCUUAAAAUAGAGAUGGGAGUGGACGAAGGAGAAAUUGAUAGUGAUGAUGAAAAUUAUAGUGAAUAUAAUGAUUAUAAUCACGUACUAACAAACUCUCAAGGAUCAAUUGUAUCAUCUGAUACUGGAAAUUCUGGUGAUCACAGAAAUAUAUCUGCAAAUAUUAAUAAUUCUAAUGCUCAUUGGUUUAUAUCAUUUGAUGAUAAAUAUCUUAAACCAUUAUUUACGCGUGAGCGUGAUCAAGAUACAAAGCCAGAAGAUAGGUGGCAUCAUGAAAGAAGCAACAAUGAUGAAAUCGUUGGCUUAAGAAUCGAAGUACAAAAACAUCCAAACUAG